AAAUAUGGAAUAGGCCCUUCUCACAUAUUGAGACAGAAAUGUUUCUUCAUAAUUUGAUUGCAGAGUUAGAAGGGUGGCUUCCUGGGUGCGGUAAUGAGAAGAAAGAUCUGGUGUUCAGAUCUAGUUUUGAUCGUUUAUCAUUGAUCUAGAAACAACUUACGACGCAGUGGUCACACAACUGCGAUCCACGUGCUACCGCGCCGGCUCAGUAGCAAACUGAAGUGCACGUAACCACAAACAUUUUUCGUUCUGUUAUCUGUUUGAAACCGGCUGCAUGUGCUGUAUGAAGCAGUGAUUUUCGUACGUAGCGUAGUAGAUAGCAGGAAGAUUUUGCUUCGCUGAGAGCGAAUUGAUUUACGGCUUAAGCAAAUCUUCAAAACAAAAGUUGAGGCCCGUUGAGAAGCGUAGGCUGGGCAUCACUAUAGCUUAUUGCGCUUUACUAUUCAUGCAUUUUGGGACACGAAAAGAAAGGAGGAAAAAAACAGGUAGAAUCGAGAUGCAACUAUAGGGCUGUACGGAAAUUUCCGAAAAAUGAAUCUAUUCUACCAAGCAGGCAGAUUGCUUACGAAGGCAUCCAUCUGAACUUUGACCAGUCUCUUUUUGACCCGUGCCGCAUGCACAUCGCCUUUCUCUAGCAGCAAAAUGAAAUCGGAAGACCACGUUAACAAACUGCCAACGGAAAUGUUGUACAAGGUGUUCGACUACCUGAACUUUGAGCAACAAAUGGUAGCGAUGGGAGUUUGCCGACGAUGGCACAAAACUCUGUCCAGCGGGUACUACCUCCCCCAGCGCCGGCUUUGUCUGAACACGUACAAUCUCAACACGACCGAUAGUUCCGUGCUGCAGAGGAUGAAACAGUACAGGGCGUUCACGAUCAAGGAUUCCAACAGAGAUAAAAGUGAGUUUUUGGAACCGUUGAGGAGGUUUCUGUUCUGUCCGGAAGUAGCUGAAACAGUGGAGGAACUUCGAUUGGAGCUGUUUUGGUAUUCUUUGUCGGAUUUGUUGGGUGAGAAGGAAGUGCUGUACAUGCCAAAACUGGAGAAGAUCAGCUAUUUGUCGUCGAUUUGGGUCGAAGAUCAGGAUUUGCUACAGUGCAAAGUGGUUACUCCGAGUUUGAAAACUGUGAUCUUGGAAGAUUCGAAAAAAUCCGUUAAUCCGUUGAUACACAUACUGAACGAUCAGAUAGAGACGCUGAGUGUAAGGUUCAUCAACAAGAUGCUGCUGUUUGCAACGAUCGGCUAUCUUCCUUUUACGAAUCUCACCAGUUUGACCCUGAUGGCUCAGCAGGGAAGUCUCCUAUUCCGGGAGGCUGAUUUUCACGCGUCUCAUUUGCAGAUCUUCGGACAGUUAACCUAUCUGAAAAUCAGUGAUGAAAAGAAUGUGUUCUUUAUGGUUUACAGACUGAUCUUCCGUGAAGCAAAGAACUUGGAAACACUGAUCAUCAAUGGAAGAAGGAUGACUGAAGAUGCUUUCAACCUAAUUGAUCGGAUGAAAAAACUACGUGAGCUAUGUUUGAUGGUAGAGAUUAUAAAGUGUCAAUCUCCUGUGAGGCUUUCUCUCCCAUUGUUGAAAAUGUUGACGACCUACGCAGGGUCCAUCGUGCCACUUGGAAGCGUUCCCAACCUGAAGAACAUUUCCGUUCGGAACUACAAACAUCCUUGGGAGCCUUACCGACUUACCGAAGAGGCCAUCAAUUGUGGCAUAUUUGUUCCACAUCUUCAAACUUUGAAACUGAGCAAAGUGGUUUUGGAUUCUAUCUUUGUAAAACACAUUUGUACGAUGACAGGGUUGAAAAUCCUAGAAAUGAUGCAAGUGAGGAUGGAAGUCAAACAUCUACGAAAGAUGUUCAAUGCAUUGAAGGAUUUGCAGCGCAUCCGGCUAGAGUGGUGCUAUUUGAACGAGAUAGUCACAUCCCGGGACGACAUUGCCAACAGAGACAGAAGCACAACGGACGAAGAUGGCAAUGAUAACGAUAAUGACGAUGCAGAAAAGGAUGACGAAGAGGAGGACUGCAAACCGGACUGUGUGCAGAUGUUACAGGUACAGUUUCCCGACAGAAGGAUAACGAAUCUGCACAAUCGUGUGGUACGACACGUGACCCGGUCACAGUCGAUGCAUCACGGGGUGAUGUUGCCACAGUAUUGGAGGCCAUAUUAGAUAGUAUUGUUUUGUAUAGAAUGUACAUAGUGAAUCUUUGAAUUUAUUUGAUAAAAAAUUUUCUAUAUAAAUAAAGCAAACCUUUUUCAAUAACACUUAAUCACAAUC
Molecule: messenger RNA, 2265 nt
Organism: Aedes albopictus (Asian tiger mosquito)
Lineage: Eukaryota; Metazoa; Arthropoda; Insecta; Diptera; Culicidae
Exons: 2
Coding region: 643-2157 (504 amino acids)
Molecular function (GO): protein binding
Source: RefSeq, a predicted model, not a curated record